AUGAUUGGCAACGCUCGCGACUCGCCCAUUAGACUGGCCAAUGGCCAACUUUUGUGCGGCGCACAUGGUUUCGUGACCUGUGCCAAAUGCUGCGUUGACUACACUUUCGUGCAAGAACUAGAUGGCGAAUAUAGCUCCCACAUGUUAAAGCAACGCGAUACGAUUCCCGGCAACGAUGACCAAAGCUGCGAGUUGUCUGAUGUCAGUGGUCUCUGUUCCAGCGGCGUUGAUACCUCGGACGAGUCGACCAUAAUCGACUCGAGCAGCGAGGAAGCUGCUGCAUCGCCUUCCGUCGCGCCCACAGGCAUCUUGAUCGCCGUGGACGACGACCCGAAACCGAGAUUCCCUGCGCUGCCCAAAAGGUUCUUUCCCCCCGAACCUGUAGUCAGCCCGCGGGUUCUUUUUAGACCUCGGUUGGUGUUCCAUAAGGACCACCCUGGUAUCCAAAGAUUCAUUGGAAUCCAUGACACCUCCCAGUAUCUCGUCUACGCAGGUGGGGCCUGCUUGGAGAAUGGCAAAGGCAAACUUAAAGCCGGUUGGUCUUUCGUUUUCAAACCCCCUGCACCAGACCGUCCCACGAGUGGUCGGGUUUCUUCGCGCCUGGAGGCCACUGGGCCAACCGGGAAGGCCCGAAGGCCAAGCAGCCAUCGAGCAGAGUUACGGGCGGUCAUCGCAGCGCUGAGUUACCUGCACGAGGAUGGGGAUCUGUUCAAGAGCAUCGUGGUCGCUACCGACUCGACAUACGUGGUCCAUAGUGCUACUCGGUUGCUCCAGACAUGGAUGUCCAAUGGGUGGAUAAACCUGACGGGGAGGCCGGUCCAGAAUAAGGAUCUGUGGCAGACUCUGCUGCAGAUCGUGGACGGUUGGGCCAAGAAGGGUCGAGAGGUUUAUCUAUGGAGGAUCCCUCGAAAAUGGAACAGGGAUGCCGAUGAGUGCGCCAGGGCAGCUGUCACAUCAAUACCUGUUCCAGUGGAUUUCGAGGAUUUAUCAAAUGGCAACUGGUAG
This is a messenger RNA of Aspergillus ibericus CBS 121593, 1005 nucleotides long. Its product is annotated as ribonuclease H-like protein. Gene Ontology annotation, molecular function: nucleic acid binding; RNA-DNA hybrid ribonuclease activity. Gene Ontology annotation, biological process: DNA replication, removal of RNA primer. Lineage: Eukaryota; Fungi; Ascomycota; Eurotiomycetes; Eurotiales; Aspergillaceae. The record is from RefSeq and is a predicted model, not a curated record. The coding region runs from base 1 to 1005 and encodes 334 amino acids. The transcript has a single exon.